This is a messenger RNA of Vitis vinifera (wine grape), 1951 nucleotides long. Its product is annotated as protein REVERSION-TO-ETHYLENE SENSITIVITY1. Gene Ontology annotation, cellular component: Golgi apparatus; endoplasmic reticulum. The transcript has 4 exons. The coding region runs from base 986 to 1720 and encodes 244 amino acids. NCBI's taxonomy places the organism in Eukaryota, Viridiplantae, Streptophyta, Magnoliopsida, Vitales, Vitaceae. The record is from RefSeq and is a predicted model, not a curated record. Gene Ontology annotation, biological process: regulation of ethylene-activated signaling pathway; response to ethylene.
UUGUUGUAAUAGAAAUGAUUAGAGUCAAUGUGAGUCACAUACCCAUCCCAAUACCGUGGGCUCCACCAUGGCAACGCAAAUCAGCCAUGGUUCAUGCACCUUCCCUCUCUUCCAUUUCCGAAACAAUUAAACUAAUUCUCAUUCUUGUGAUCUCUCCACCCAAAUAAAUCUCAUCUUCCCCUCUUUCGUUUCUCACAUCAUGAACACCGCCACAAAGCUUCAUCUUCACAAGCAACGACACCCUUCAGAUCCCAGCUUUCUUCUUUCUCUCCUUCUUCAUCUACCCAUUUCUUCAUCAUCACUUUCAGGUGGGGGAGAGGAAAAUGAUGGGUUAAUAUGGGUUUCAGAUUUGGUUUUUCUUUCGUUCUCUAUCUGCGGGCUUCUCAGCAAUAGAACAUGAGGAUUCGGGUUUAAUGUUUGGAAAUUUUAUUUAUUUGAUUAAUUUUGGUUCCUUUUGGCUCAAACUGCAUUGUAUCUGGUUCACAUAUUGUUUUGAUGUUUUUGGGUUUGGAGACGGCGGUUGGGUCUGAUUGGUUGCUGAGAAAACAGUGGAAACGAAGCACUGGUCUCGUCCUUGGUGGGGCGAAAAAAAUGAUGGGGCAUAUAGGUUUCGGGUUUGGUUUGGUUUUCUUUCCGUGGAUUUCUGAGCAACCAAACAGGGCAUUUCUGUCUAUUUUAUUUGUCUGAUAAGUUUGAUUUAAUGUUUAUACUGUAUUAGAUAUUUGAAUCAUUCUUAGAGAUCCUGUGCUUGAUGUUUGAAGUUGAUUUGGUAUAUGUAAGCAUUCGCGUUUCAUUUGGUUCUCUUUUUUGCCCUGGAUGAAGUCUCCUCUAAAAGGAAAGAAAAAUUUGAGGAAUAAUUUCAUUAGUGGCUCUAAAACUUGGUCAAAGAAGAACUAACAUUGCUUAGUGUGUUGGGAUCCAUUAUAUUGUCUGUUCGUGUGCUUUGACAUGGUAUUUUUUGCCACAAAAAAUUGCACAAGGACUUAUGUCACCCAGACGAGUGCCUAAAAUGGAACUGAAUGCUAUUAAUGAUGUUGAAGAUAUGAGCACUGCACGAAGAACUCAGCAUGAGCUGUGGCCACUUGAUGAAAUUGAUCCAAAAAAGGCAAAGUUGCCAUGCUGCUUAGUUUGGACUCCACUCCCUGUAGUCUCGUGGUUGGCACCAUUCAUUGGACAUGUGGGCAUAUGCAGGGAAGAUGGAGCUAUUCUAGAUUUUGCAGGAUCCAAUUUUGUGAAUGUUAAUGAUUUUGCAUUUGGUGCUGUUGCAAGAUACCUUCAACUUGAUAGAGAGAAGCAGUGCUGCUUUCCUCCAAAUCUUGCUGGGCACACAUGCAAGAACGGCUACAAGCAUGCGGAGAAUGGGACAGCAGUCACAUGGGAUGAUGCAUUGCUCUCAAGUAGUCAUCAUUUUGGACACAAAUCCUACAACCUCUUCACUUGCAAUUGCCAUUCAUUUGUUGCUAACUGUCUGAACAGGCUUGCCUAUGGUGGAUCAAUGGGUUGGAACAUGAUCAAUGUGUGCGCCCUCAUACUCUUCAAGGGCCGUUGGGUGGACAGCAUGUCAAUCUUUAGAUCAUUUUCCCCUUUCAUGUUGGUGCUCUGCCUAGGUGUUUUCAUGGCUGGGUGGCCAUUCUUGAUUGGGUUACUAUCCUUCUCUCUCCUCCUUAUUGGGUGGUUUCUACUUGGUACAUACUGUUUCAAAAACGUGCUAGAAUGUUGAAUUAUUGGUGUCAAUAAAGGAUGAGAAUAUAUGUUUGAUGGAGAGGAGAUGCAGGCUGUUAUAGUGUUCCUUCUACAAAGUUGUGUUCAUAAUACCAGAUGUGGUUUGCACUCUAGGCAUUGGGGAGAAUCUGUACUGAUGCCAACACAUGGGUGCACUGAUGCAUAAAAAAAACUGAGAUGAUUGUAGAAUUAUUGUUUCAAGAAAAUGAAAGUUUGACAUUUUGUUUCU